AUGCAGGCGGGCAGGGACUAAAGAAAGAGGAGAGGACACAGAAAAAAGAGAGAGAGAGAAAGGGAGAGAGAGAGGCAGGCUGGCAGAGGGCUAGAGAGAGAGGAGGGGAGUCAGAGAGAGAGAGAGAAAGAGGCUGCCCCUCCCCAAAACUCCCAAAGGGAGGGUCUGCAGGACGAGCUGGAAGGAAGGGUGAUGGGAGGAAAACCAUCCGAUAAUUAAAUGUCUCCGGAGAUUCUCCAUCAUUCAAAGUGCUUUUUUUUUUGUUUUGUUUUUCCAAGACUGGACUUUCUGCUUUUUUCUUUUCUUCUUUGAAGACGUUUCGCUUCUCAUCUAAGGAGCUUCUUCAGCUCUGAUCCCCAACCAGCCUGCCGCUUUGCCGCCGCCCCCACCCGCCCCAAGAACGUGCAAUUCGCUCCUUGCCACAUUGGGGGGGGGGACGACACACACCCCAUUGUUCUUUUUAAAAAAAGCAAGCCAAAGAGGAAGUUUUUAUCCUUGGAUUCAAAACAUGGCGUGGCUCCGGAAAAGCAGAUUUAAAUCGCUUCAGACCCACGCUUUGGAUGGAGCGCAUGAGCGAGGAUACUCUGCGUCUCAACCGCUUGAAGCGGACCCUGGACCAAGCCGAAGAGCGGGACGAUGUCUUGGCCAAGAGGCUGAAGAUGGAGGGCCACGAGGCCAUGGAGCGCCUCAAGAUGUUGGCGCUGCUCAAAAGGAAAGACCUGGCGGGCAUCGAGGUGCCCCAUGAGCUGCCCGUCAAGCAGGAUGGACUGAAAGUCUACGAGGAAAAGCUGAACGGAAACCUGAGACCCCACGCCGAUGGACGGUCUUCCGGGAGAUCCGGCAAGGAGAACAUCAACGACGAACCAGUGGACAUGAGCGCGAGAAGAAGCAGCGAUCAAGACAGGGGGCGGCUCACCCCUUCUCCGGACGUCAUUGUCCUGUCCGACAACGAAGCCUCCAGCCCUCGCUCCAGUUCCCGCAUGGAAGAGCGUUUGAAGGCAGCCAAUCUGGAAAUGUUCAAGGGGAAAGGGGUCGAGGAAAGGCAACAGCUCAUCAAACAGCUGCGGGACGAGUUGCGGUUAGAGGAAGCCCGGCUGGUGCUGUUGAAGAAACUACGGCAAAGCCAGCUGCAGAAGGAGAACGUGGUACAGAAGACCCCGGUUGUCCAGAACGCAGCGUCUAUAGUCCAGCCAUCUCCUGCCCACGUCGGACAGCAGGCUCUGUCCAAACUCCCUUCCCGACCUGGAGUUCAAGGGGUUGAGCCCCAAAACCUUAGAACAUUACAGGGUCACAGUGUCAUCCGAUCGGCCACCAACACCGCACUUCCCCACAUGCUUAUAUCCCAGCGUGUAAUUGCCCCCAACCCCACCCAGCUUCAAGGACAGCGCAUCCCUUCCAAACCAGGCCUGAUCCGCAGCAGCACGCCGAACAUGAGCCCUGCUAUCAAUUACCAGCCGCCAUCCUCUUCGGCAGUGCCCUGCCAGCGAACCAGCUCCUCCGCCAUCUAUAUGAACCUUGCCUCCCACAUCCAGCCCGGGACGGUGAACAGGGUGGCCUCCCCCCUGCCCAGUCCCAGCGCCAUGAAUGACGCCGCCAACUCCCAGGCCGCCGCCAAGCUCGCCCUGCGCAAGCAGCUGGAAAAGACUCUGUUGGAGAUCCCGCCCCCCAAACCUCCCGCCCCCUUGCUCCACUUCCUGCCCAGUGCGGCCAACAGCGAGUUUAUCUACAUGGUGGGACUGGAAGAAGUGGUCCAGAGCGUCAUCGACAGUCAAGGCAAAGGCUGCGCCUCCCUCCUCCGAGUGGAGCCCUUCGUCUGCGCCCAGUGCCGCACGGACUUCACCCCGCACUGGAAGCAGGAGAAGAACGGGAAGAUCUUGUGCGAGCAGUGCAUGACCUCCAACCAGAAGAAGGCGCUCAAAGCCGAGCACACCAACCGGCUGAAGAAUGCCUUCGUCAAAGCCUUGCAGCAGGAACAGGAGAUCGAACAGCGGCUUCAGCAGCAGGCCACCCUCUCGCCCACCACGGCUCCGACCAGCGUGGCCAGCGUCAGCAAGCAGGAGAGCAUCAUGAGGCAUCACACACUCCGACAGCCCCCCCAGCCUCAAAGCUCCCUACAACGUAGUUUACCCACCUCCGCUCGCUCCAUGCUCUCCAACUUCGCACAGGCGCCACAGCUACCCGUCGCCAGCGGUCUCCUCGGGAUGCCAGGAGUCAAUAUCGCCUACCUGAACGCCGGGAUGGGCGGCCACAAAGGUUCCAGCUUGGCGGACCGGCAGCGGGAAUAUCUUCUCGAUAUGAUCCCUCCGCGCUCGAUAUCGCAAUCCAUCAGUGGGCAAAAAUAACACCAGCCCCGCCCCCCCUCCUCCUCCUCCUCCCCGUGACUCCCCAUCUGCGCCCCCCCUCGUCCGUCGCAUGCAGUGCCUGUACUGGUGCCUACCACGGAGGGACAGGAAACCCCCCCCACCCCCGCCAGAAAACAUUGGGGAAAAAAGGAAGAAAGACAAAAAUGAAGACGAGAAACUUUCGCGCAACCUGCCCUCUUCGCAACCGUCUCGCUGGCACCCCUGUACCCACGCCGCCCGCUCUGGAUUUUGUUUUGGGCGGUGGGAGCCCUCAAAAGCCCUUCCUGCUCCCCCUCCCACUUCCCACUCAAAGUCAGAACGCAUCAGCUCGGACAACCCUCGCACCGUACCUGCGUGUUUUCACACGCUUGUUUUUACGCGCUUAUCUUUUCCCCCUUUUGUUCAGCUUUUAACGUCUGUAAUUGCAAACCUGUAGAAUUUUUAACGGCUUGCUUUUUCUCUCUCUUUUUUUUUUUACGCCUUUUGCUUUUCUUUUCUUUUUUUUUCGCUUCCGCGGGAGGGAGAAAAGGAGAUCACCUGGAGAGAACGGGGCUCCUCACGAGUCUCAAAAUGGCUUUUUUUUUUUCCCAUUCUGGCUUAAAAAGGAGGGAUCAGUGAAGAGGGGGAUUAUAAUGGUCACCCCUCUUCGGAGCUGAAGCCAAACCCUGGUUUGGGGGUCCAAACGUCCACGAGAAGGCUGUUUUUGGAGUUGGGAAGACCACCAAGAGGUUUUUGUUGUUGUUUUUUUUGGAAUCGUCCAUGCUAGGAAAAUGAAACUUCGGCGUGUCGGAGAUUUGUUGGACUCACCCCUUGAGUGCUGGCGACAUCACUCUGGGCAAUAAAAGAGAUCUAGCAUCCCUUCUGCUGAUCCUGCAAGCUGCUGGCCAGCAGAAUAAGCUCCUGGCCAGGCAGGGACCCUGAAUCCCUGCCUCUGUUCCGUUACCGUCAUCCUUUCGACCAUUAGAUGCCGGGAGGCAGGGAGUCCCUUCCCGCUAGCCGAUUCCUCUGCCCCGUUGUAUUUGCGAUUCCGCUUGUUUAUUUUUUUUUUCCCCUUCUCGACGUCGCCCGGCCUGGAAGUUGCUGUUUUCCACGCGGAGAUCAGAACCGUGGGAGCACCCCUCCCGCUCUCGGGGGCCCAACCUUUCCCCUCCUUGCUCCAAAGUAUUAGCCCUGGGUUCUUCGGGUCACCUUGGCGAUCAACAGUCCCUCUCUCAAAAGAACCGCAAGCUCCCGGGAUAGUCUCUGCCUGCUUCCUUUUCGCCCCUCCAAACCUCCGAGCACUUAACGAAUCCACGGGGAGGCGGCAGGACCCUUGGCGCGGAUGCACCGGAGAGACGCCGAGACCUGGAUUUCGCCCGUCCCGCGUCCCCUCCCGGCGCUCCUUAAAGAAAUUCUCGGGACAAGUCGGGAAAGCAGGCACGUCCCGCCAUCUGAACCUAAGACAGCCCGACGCGCCUGCCCCUUUCCUCCUUACCCCCCUCUCCCAAAAUGUGCAAUUCUCUGCAAAGCCAGCUUUUGCGACGCAGCAGCCUUAGAGGCCUCGGUGAUGGUUUCGGUUUUGUUUUAUUUUAUUCUCUUGCUCUUUCGAACAUGGGAUUUUAAGCCCUCCACCCUACCCCUGGCUCGCCCUAGGCGCCCCCAUUUUUAAUAUUCCUUCCCUUGGCUCUCCCUGUUGUGGCUCAAACUUACGUGAGUCACGUAGACUUAAGAUUUUGGGUUUCGGUUUGGUUUGGAUAUUGUGCUGACCUUCCUUCCUUCCUUCCUUCCUUCCUUCCCUGUUCCUUCCUACUUUCCAUCCCUCCCUUCCUUCCUUCUCUAUUCCUUCCUCUCUUUUAAUCUUUUUUUUUCUUUCUUUCUUUCGGUGAUGUAGGAAACGUGCAAUAAUUUUUGCUCAAGUAUCAAAAAAAAAAAUUCCAAAAAAAAAAAAAGCACCCGUUUGAAUUUCUGCCGAGAAAUUAGCCAAAA
Molecule: messenger RNA, 4307 nt
Organism: Ahaetulla prasina
Lineage: Eukaryota; Metazoa; Chordata; Lepidosauria; Squamata; Colubridae
Gene: GATAD2B
Product: GATA zinc finger domain containing 2B
Exons: 11
Coding region: 561-2342 (593 amino acids)
Biological process (GO): negative regulation of transcription by RNA polymerase II
Cellular component (GO): NuRD complex
Molecular function (GO): zinc ion binding; sequence-specific DNA binding
Source: RefSeq, a predicted model, not a curated record